AUGGAGCAAGGGAGGAAGGAACCGGAGAGCGCCGAAGCGUCCCAGUUUCGCCUGACGGCCGGCCGGAUCCCGGAGGUGCCCUUCGGCCUCAGCACCAGCCCCGCCGUCCUGUCCCACUACGGCGUCUCGGCGAACACCGUCACGCUGUUCCGCAGGGUAGACAAUGACCGGAGGGAUCUGGAUAUGAACAACAAAGAUGUUGAUACUGAGAAGAUGACUCGUUUCGUUCGGGUGAAUGAGCUCCGCCUGGUGACAGAGUACAACCCUGUGACAGCAAUUGGUGUGAUGCAGAGUUCGCUCCAGUUUAACCUCCUCCUGAUCACAGACAAGAUGUCCCCAAAGCACCCUGAGCGAAUGCGCAAGUUUCGGGCGACAGCAGAGCUCUUCAAGGGAAAGAUUCUCUUUAUCCUGUUAGACAGCAAUUUGAAGAGCAAUGAACCAGUAGUGUCAUAUUUCCAGCUGAAGAAGUCCCAGCUGCCAGCUCUGGCUGUAUUCCACACACCAGAUGAUGAGCAUGAUGUGAUGACUGUGGAUGAAAUCUCCAUUGAGCGUGUGCAGGACUUCUGUAAUCGUUUCGUACAAAGAAUGAAGAAGAAAGAAGACGAAUCUGAGAAGCCCCUCAAUGAGGAACUCUGAUUCUUUCUCAGCCAACAGGAUGACUGUGCCCAGAAUCAUCUGUUUCUGGUGUAUUAAGAGUUCACCCUGCAGCUCGAUAAUUUCUGAACCAAGUUGGUCAUGUAUUCCCAUCACCAUUCUAUGUAUAUAUAUGCUGUCUAUCCUCUCCAGAAAUCUCUUAUCUCUUCUCAUUCGUUGGCUCCAGUUCACUUCUUUUCAGUACUCCAGUACCUUUGGUAUUGCCUUGCAAUGUGUCCUUCCAUGCCACUCUGUUGGAGCGAAGAGUGGCGUGGCAAAAUGGCAAUAUCAGAGGUAAAGCUAGUAGUUCCCAGGGAUCUGUUUCCCUCAUUCUCUUGGCUUUUGGUGAUAUGCUGGGAUCCACUGUCAGCCUUUCCCGACACUACAAACGGAUUGGUUGCUUGAUGUCACAUGAACUUUUCCAUUUAUUUUACUAAAUAAAGUAGAAAGUGAAUAGCCUGAAUUUUUACUCAAA
Molecule: messenger RNA, 1108 nt
Organism: Neopelma chrysocephalum (saffron-crested tyrant-manakin)
Lineage: Eukaryota; Metazoa; Chordata; Aves; Passeriformes; Pipridae
Gene: ERP27
Product: endoplasmic reticulum protein 27
Exons: 6
Coding region: 1-636 (211 amino acids)
Biological process (GO): protein folding; response to endoplasmic reticulum stress
Cellular component (GO): endoplasmic reticulum
Source: RefSeq, a predicted model, not a curated record